This is a messenger RNA of Dovyalis caffra, 1083 nucleotides long. The record is from the annotation of a GenBank genome assembly. Lineage: Eukaryota; Viridiplantae; Streptophyta; Magnoliopsida; Malpighiales; Salicaceae.
AUGGUAACAGUCAAUAUAGGAAUGCUCCAUUAUGUAAUAGACCAUAUUUAUGGAGCAUUUAUGCACAGAAGCAAAAUAAGCCCACCAUUCUUUUCUAGAGGAUGGGGUGGUUCAAAGCUUGAGCUUCUAGAGAGAAUGAUUAAGGACUUGUUCCCCGAAGUUGAAGGCCAAAAUUUGCCUCCAAGAUUAAUACAACCUAUUUGGAGAACGGUUUGGGAGACCAAAACUGCUUGUUUAAGAGAAGGGGUUUUUAGGACUACUUGUGAUGAACAGUUGAUUAGUGCAUUGCCUCCUGAGAGUCACACUGCAAGGGUUGCUUUUCUUUCACCCAAGUAUGUCCAGCCACAGAAGAUGGCCUGUGUGGUUCAUCUUGCAGGCACUGGGGACCAUACAUAUGAUCGUAGAUUGCGUCUUGGUGGACCAUUAUUGAAGGAAAAUAUUGCAACUAUGGUGCUAGAGAGCCCUUUCUAUGGACGGAGACGGCCCAUGCUGCAGCGUGGUUCAAAGCUCUUGUGUGUUAGUGACCUGCUUUUAUUAGGUAGAGCAACCAUUGACGAGACACGUAGUCUUUUACAUUGGUUAGAGUGUGAGGCAGGGUUUGGAAAGAUGGGUGUUUGUGGACUUAGUAUGGGAGGAGUACAUGCUGCAAUGAUUGGAUCACUGCACCCCACACCUGUUGCAACCCUUCCUUUUCUCUCUCCACACUCUGCUGUUGUGGCAUUCUGUGAGGGGAUAUUAAGGUAUGGCACUGCCUGGGAGGCACUGAGAGAGGAUCUUGCAGUGCAAAAGACUGCAAUGACUCUCGAGGAGGUGAGAGAACGGAUGCGAAACGUGCUGUCUCUCACAGAUGUCACACGCUUUCCAAUUCCCAAGAAUCCCAAUGCUGUAAUAUUUGUUGCUGCUACUGAUGAUGGUUACAUACCAAAACAUUCUGUCUUGGAGCUUCAAAAAGCUUGGCCAGGUUCAGAGGUGAGAUGGGUUACUGGAGGACAUGUCUCGUCCUUCCUUCUGCACAAUGAUGAAUUUCGGAGAGCAAUUGUUGACGGGCUUAACAGAUUAGAGUGGAAGGAGCCUCCAUUGUGA